UGCGCCCCAUCCGGUACACUCCCCUGUGGUGGCGCACUGGCGUCGGGCUCGAGGAGGGCGUGGGGGGCUGCAGGCCUAAAUGACCUUUAGGAUUGGCGCGGGAGGCACUGGGCGACACUCCCUCACAUUGUGCUGAGAGUCAUCAAUUAUGCAGGGAAGCCGUUCGCUCUGAGGAGGGCCGCUACUGCUGGAGGUGGAGGUGGAGGUGCUGGUGUGCGCGUGGAGGGGGGAAGACGGCAGCAGCAAUAUGGCGACAACCGCAGUUUCUCCCAGACCAUUCGCGCCUCUGCAGUCCCGUGACGGUUCCACUUUUCGCCUGUGACGCUUCCGAGAUCUGCUAACUUGGAUGGUCACAACCUAAAGACCACGUAGCUGCAGGAUGAAAACAUGGCUGCACCCCUUCUCGCACCGCCAGGACCUGACAGCUUUAAGAGAUUUAAUGUGGAAUCUUUGGCGGCCCUCGAGCAGCGCAUCAACGAGGAGAAGAACAAGAAGCCGCCCAAGCAGGACAGCAGUUACCGUGAUGACGAUGAUGAGAACAAGCCCAAGCCCAACAGCGACCUGGAGGCUGGCAAGAGCCUGCCCUACAUCUAUGGGGACAUCCCUAAGGGAAUGGUGGCGGUACCACUGGAGGAUUUGGACCCGUACUACCUGAACUCUCAGAAAACAUUUAUAGUGCUAAAUAGGGGGAAGACAAUCUUCCGUUUCAGUGCCACACCUGCCUUGUACUUCAUAAGUCCUUUUAAUCCGGUUAGGCAAUUAGCUAUUAAAAUUUUGAUACAUUCUCUUUUCAGCAUGAUCAUUAUGUGUACUAUUUUGACCAACUGUAUAUUCAUGACCUUUAGUGAUCCUCCUGAGUGGUCAAAACAAGUAGAGUACACCUUCACAGGAAUUUAUACAUUUGAGUCGCUUGUAAAAAUCACGGCACGAGGAUUCUGUAUAGAUGGCUUUACAUUCCUCCGAGAUCCAUGGAACUGGCUGGACUUUAUGGUCAUCUCCAUGGCGUAUAUAACAGAGUUUGUAAACCUAGGCAAUGUCUCAGCUCUGCGCACGUUCAGGGUGUUGAGGGCAUUGAAAACUAUUUCUGUCAUUCCAGGCCUGAAGACCAUCGUGGGUGCCCUCAUCCAGUCUGUCAAGAAGCUUUCCGAUGUGAUGAUCCUGACCGUCUUCUGCCUCAGUGUCUUUGCACUAAUUGGUCUGCAGCUCUUCAUGGGCAACUUACGCCACAAGUGUGUGAUCUGGCCGAUCAACACAAACGAGAGCUACCUGCUCAACGGAAGCCGGGGCUUUGACUGGGACGAGUAUAUCACAAACAGGACCAAUUUCUACAUACUGCCUGGCCAGAUUGAUGCCCUACUUUGUGGGAACAGCUCAGACUCAGGCCGUUGCCCAGAGGGAUACACGUGCAUGAAAGCUGGAAGGAAUCCAAACUACGGUUACACCAGCUUCGACAGCUUCGGAUGGGCCUUUCUUGCUCUCUUCCGACUCAUGACACAGGACUUCUGGGAAAACCUCUACAUGCUGACCCUGAGGGCAGCAGGAAAGACCUACAUGAUCUUCUUUGUGUUGGUGAUUUUUGUGGGUUCGUUCUACUUGGUCAACCUGAUCCUCGCUGUGGUAGCCAUGGCAUAUGAGGAGCAGAACCAAGCAACCAUGGAAGAGGCUGCGCAGAAGGAAGAGGAGUUUAAGGCCAUGCUGGAGCAGCUCAAGAAAAACCAAGAAGAAGCUCAGACUGCUGCCAUGGCAACUUCAGCCGGAACAGUAUCAGAGGAUGCAGUUGAGGAUGAUGGAGGAGGGAGACUGUCAUGCAGUUCUUCUGAAAUGUCCAAGCUCAGCUCCAAAAGUGCCAAAGAGCGACGCAACCGGAAGAAAAAGUGGCGUCAGAAAGAGCAAGAGAAGGAGAAAGGCGACAGUGAGAAAUUUGUCAAGUCCGAGUCAGACGACGGCAGCAAGAGGAGUCGCUUCCGCUUUCCUGAUAACCGCCUGGGAAGAAAAUCUUCCAUUAUGAACCAGUCCCUCCUCAGCAUACCAGGCUCGCCCUUCUUGUCUCGCCACAACAGCAAGAGCAGCAUCUUCAGUUUCAAGGGCCGCGGCAAAGAUGUCGGUUCAGAGAAUGAGUUUGCUGACGACGAACACAGCACGGUGGAGGAGUGUGAAGAGCGUCGGGGCUCCCUGUUCAGCCCUUACCGGCGCAGCAGCUAUAGUGGCUACCACGGGAAGAGGAACAGCACUGUGGAUUGCAACGGCGUGGUGUCUCUCAUCGGCCCUGGGCCCGGUGGACGCCUUCUGCCUGAGGUGAAAAUAGAUAAGGCAGCUACUGACGACAGUCCCACUACUGAGGUUGAGGUGAAGAAGAAGCUGUCUGGCUCUCUGAUGGUGUCUGUGGACCAGCUCAAUACCUCCUUUGGGCGGAAAGAGCGGGCCAACAGUGUCAUGAGCGUCAUUACCAACACGCUAGUGGAGGAACUGGAGGAGUCCCAGCGCAAGUGUCCUCCUUGUUGGUAUAAAUUUUCAAACACAUUCCUAAUAUGGGAAUGCUCUCCCACGUGGCUGAAGAUCAAGGAGAUUGUCAACCUGAUAGUCAUGGAUCCAUUUGUGGAUUUGGCAAUCACCAUCUGCAUUGUCCUCAACACGCUCUUCAUGGCUAUGGAGCACUACCCGAUGACGCCUGACUUUGAGGACAUGUUGUAUGUGGGGAAUCUGGUGUUCACUGGGAUAUUUGCUGGGGAAAUGAUGUUCAAAUUAGUGGCUAUGGACCCCUACUACUACUUCCAAGAAGCCUGGAAUUGUUUUGAUGGGUUCAUCGUAACGCUGAGCUUAGUUGAGCUGGCGCUAGCUGACGUCGAGGGCUUGUCUGUGCUGAGGUCAUUCCGACUGCUCAGAGUGUUUAAACUGGCCAAGUCGUGGCCAACUCUCAACAUGCUGAUCAAGAUCAUUGGCAACUCCGUAGGUGCUUUAGGGAACUUGACUCUUGUGUUGGCCAUCAUCGUCUUCAUCUUUGCCGUGGUGGGCAUGCAGCUGUUUGGGAAGAGUUACAAAGACUGUGUAUGCAAGAUCGACCUUGACUGUGAACUGCCACGCUGGCACAUGAACGACUUCUUCCACUCCUUCCUGAUCGUCUUCCGGGUUCUAUGUGGCGAAUGGAUUGAGACUAUGUGGGAUUGCAUGGAAGUGGCCGGUCAGGGCAUGUGCCUCAUCGUCUUUAUGAUGGUGAUGGUCAUUGGCAACUUGGUGGUGUUGAACCUGUUCCUUGCCUUGCUCCUGAGCUCAUUCAGUGCUGACAAUUUGGCUGCCACGGAUGACGACGGUGAGCUUAACAACUUGCAGAUUUCUGUCAUUCGCAUCAAGAAAGGCAUCGCAUGGAUCAAAGCCAAGAUGCGGCUGCUGGUGGCCAGUCUGCUGAGGAAACCACCCAUGGAGGACGAGCAGAAGCCUUUGGACGACAUGUACGACAAGAAGCUGAACUGUAUUGCCAACCACACCGGGGUGGAUAUAAACCGUGAUCUUGACUAUGCAAAGAAUGGCAAUGGCACCACCAGCGGUAUUGGCAGCAGCGUGGGCAAGUAUAUGAUCGAUGAAGACCACAUGUCGUUCAUCCACAACCCCAACCUGACCGUCUGCGUGCCCAUCGCUGUUGGGGAGUCUGACUUUGAGAACCUAAAUACAGAGGACUUCAGCAGCGAGUCUGAUAUUGAGAACAGCAAAGAGCUGGACGAUACCAGUUCGUCAGAGGGCAGCACUAUUGACAUCAAGCCAGAUGUGGAGGAGGUGGUGGUUGUGGAGACGGUGGAGGAAUACAUGGAACCAGAAGCAUGUUGGACAGAUGCGUGCGUGGCCAAGUACAAGUGCUGCGAUGUCGACAUCACCAUUGGCUGGGGGAAGAGCUGGUGGUUCCUGAGGAAAACCUGCUACUUGAUCGUGGAGCACAACUGGUUUGAGACUCUCAUCAUCUUUAUGAUCCUUCUCAGCAGUGGAGCCCUGGCCUUUGAGGAUGUGUACAUUGAACAAAGGAAAACCAUUCGGAUCAUUUUGGAGUAUGCGGACAGAGUUUUCACCUACAUCUUUAUCCUGGAGAUGCUGUUGAAAUGGGUUGCCUAUGGUUUUGUCAAGUACUUCACCAAUGCUUGGUGUUGGCUGGACUUCUUCAUCGUGGAUGUGUCUAUAGUCAGCCUUGUAGCUAAUGCGCUGGGCUACUCCGAUCUAGGGCCCAUUAAAUCACUCAGGACACUAAGGGCCUUGAGACCCCUCAGAGCCUUGUCACGUUUUGAAGGGAUGAGGGUGGUGGUCAACGCCUUGGUAGGAGCCAUCCCUUCCAUUAUGAAUGUGCUGCUGGUUUGCCUCAUCUUUUGGCUGAUUUUUAGUAUCAUGGGGGUCAACUUGUUUGCGGGCAAGUACUACUACUGUUUCAACGAGACCUCCGAGGAGUACUUUCCAAUUGACGUGGUCAACAACAAGACCCAAUGUUUGGCUCUCGUUGAGCAAAACUUUACGGAGGUUAGGUGGAAGAAUGUUAAAAUCAACUUUGACAACGUGGGCGCCGGCUACCUGGCUUUGCUGCAAGUGGCCACAUUCAAAGGGUGGAUGGAUAUUAUGUAUGCUGCUGUGGAUUCUAGAGAGGUGGAAGACCAGCCUGACUAUGAAGUAAACAUCUAUAUGUACAUCUACUUUGUGGUUUUCAUUAUCUUCGGGUCCUUCUUUACCCUCAAUCUCUUCAUUGGUGUGAUCAUUGACAACUUCAACCAACAAAAGAAGAAGUUUGGAGGUCAGGAUAUUUUCAUGACAGAGGAACAGAAGAAGUAUUACAAUGCCAUGAAGAAAUUGGGCUCUAAAAAACCUCAGAAACCCAUCCCUCGACCACAGAACAAGAUCCAAGGAAUGGUUUUUGACUUUGUCACGCAGCAAGUUUUCGAUAUCUCCAUCAUGAUCCUCAUUUGUCUCAACAUGGUCACCAUGAUGGUGGAAACAGAUGACCAAUCUGAUGAGACAGAAAAUGUUCUCUACUGGGUCAACUUCAUCUUCAUUGUAGUCUUCACUACAGAGUUUUUGCUGAAGCUUUUCGCUCUUCGACACUAUUACUUCACCAAUGGAUGGAAUAUCUUUGAUGUGGUGGUGGUCAUCUUGUCCAUUGUGGGUAUGUUCCUGGCUGACUUAAUUGAGAAGUACUUCGUGUCUCCAACCUUGUUCAGGGUGAUCCGUUUGGCCCGUAUCGGACGUAUCUUGCGUCUUAUCAAAGGAGCAAAGGGCAUCCGAACUUUACUCUUCGCCUUGAUGAUGUCAUUGCCAGCCCUGUUCAACAUCGGCCUCUUGCUCUUCCUGGUCAUGUUUAUCUUCUCCAUCUUCGGCAUGUCCAACUUUGGUUACGUGAAGCAUGGUGCCGGUAUCGACGACUUAUACAACUUUGAGACUUUUGGCAAUAGCAUGAUAAUCCUGUUCAUGAUCACCACUUCGGCCGGCUGGGAUGGCUUGCUUUUGCCCAUCCUCAACUAUCCGCCGGACUGCAACCCCAACCUGGAAAACCCCGGCACCUCUGUCAAGGGCGACUGCGGUAACCCGUCAGUGGGAAUAUUUUUCUUUGUCAUGUAUAUUAUUAUUUCCUUCCUGAUUGUGGUCAACAUGUACAUUGCCAUCAUUCUGGAGAACUUUAGUGUAGCCACAGAGGAGAGUGCCGAUCCUCUCAGUGAGGACGACUUUGAGACCUUCUAUGAGAUCUGGGAGAAGUUUGAUCCCACUGCCUCUCAGUUCAUCACUUUUGCCAAGCUGUCUGACUUUGCUGAUGCUUUAGAGCACCCACUUCGUGUGCCAAAGCCCAACACUAUUGAGCUGAUUGCCAUGGAUAUGCCCAUGGUGAGCGGCGAUCGCAUCCACUGCCUUGACAUCCUGUUUGCCUUCACUAAGCGUGUUCUAGGCGACAGCGGCGAGUUGGACAUGCUGAGGCAGCAGAUGGAGGAGCGCUUUGUAGCGGCGAACCCUUCCAAGGUGUCGUACGAGCCAAUCACCACUACGCUACGCCGAAAGCAGGAGGACGUUUCGGCCAGGAUCAUCCAGAAUGCCUAUCGUGCUCAUCUCAUCCGUCGCGGCAUCAUCUUCAAACGACACGCAUUCGUAAACAAUAAACUGGAAAAUGGAGGCACCAACCAGGAAAAGAAGGAGAGCACGCCAUCUACAGCCUCACUUCCGUCAUAUGACAGUGUGACCAAACCUGACAAGGAGAAGCAAGAUGACAACAAGGAUGAGUGGGCAAGAAAGGAGAAGGACAAAAACCAAAAAGAUGAGUGGGAAUCUAAGUGUUAGCCACCUUGAGGCCCUUGAGCCCCACCGUUGUAGGAACAGCGAUCAUUUUGCAAGUAAUAAAACCCGAGAAAAACGCUGGAAAAAGAUGUUUACAGACUACUGAGGCAACAUGGUUACUUAUGUCAUCAAAGACACCUGAACCAAACAAUCAGUUUACUGUGGAACUUUGUUGUAUAAUGCCCAAGAUCUUAGAUGUAGAGACUCAAUACAGCAGGCUGGCCAUGAACACACAUACACAAACACAAAUACGUACACAUACAUAUCUUAUGGGACCAACUUGCCAAGGCACACAACGGUGAACGAAUGAGAGAAUAGCAACGUCCCUGCCAUUGCCGAGCACGUGAAGCCCCUCUGCCUGCAGAGCAUCGAUGCCGGAGUACCACUCGAACUGUAACACCAGUCUGAAGGAAGAAGGGGGAAAAAUCAGUAGAGAAUUGAUGGAUAGAUGGGAGUAGGCAUAUUGAAACCUAAACAGGUUUUUUUUUUGUUAAGUUUGUAUGUGCCUCAGUGUACCUCUAGCUGAUUUGAGCAGCAGAAAAAGCAACUUCAAGCCCAUGUCACACGUGCUUUCAUCUCCUCUUUGUUAUGCUGACACAGGGAAAAAACACUGGUUUCGGUCACGGUUUUUACUCAGGCUGCAGGAGACUUGCUCAGAUCAAUAAUAAUAAUUAUUGUGGUUGUUCAAUGCAUAGAAAUGACUUGCAUGAAGGCAUGUUUUGAUGAGGAAUCAUGCAUGAGUAAUCAUAGUCCACACGACACUUAAUGCUCAUAACCCUGCAGUGGUUUCAUAGUGUGUGCUGGGGGCUGCCUACUAUGGAUAAUACGAGUGGUGCUGCUCUUUUAAUGCAAACUCCCAUUGGGGGAAAUUGUAGGGCAAUUUAAAUGUGAAGGUUUUUUCCCGCAAUGACGGUGUUGUUGUUGAAGAGGCCGAAGUCAAUCCUCAUGUUGAGGACACUCAUCCUUAUCGGUGUGUGGGGCUCACAUCCCUUUUGUUGUUUCGCUGUCAGAACAAUGUUAGUAUGCCAGAGUUUGCAGUGAUUUGAGAUGCGCUGCUCAUAUGUUAAUAGAGGGUUCCCGCUGCUGUUGUAGCCCUUGUACACAGUGGUUGAAGACGCAUUCGAUUCCUUCUUUUUAUACUCGUGACAGAUAUGCAUUUGAGGUUCUCAGCCAACGAGUCGUUAUGUAACGUCACACGUUUGUGAUCAUUUGGAUGCAGCUUCUGGAAGUUUUGUCGUCUUCGAUAUCCUCCCAUAAGGCUUGAGAAUGACGCGGGCCGUUGUGAAGCGCAGGCGGGGUUAGCGCGCAGCUAUCCCGAGUUCUCGCCUCGUCGUGCCUCGCGUCCUCGGAAAGUGCAAAAAAAAAGGGCUUGUGGUUGCUUUAAUCCAGUGGGGUUUGUCCACGUGUGGUCCUUAACAACAGAAUCAACUGCCAUGUUUGUCAGUGUAUCAUUGGCACCAUUUUUUUUCCACACACAUUUCCAGUAAGUCGGGUGAAGACAAAAAAGGCGAGACUUUCGAUGAAACAUCAGCAGGCCUCACAUGAAUGCAGCUACGGUUUGUGAGCAAUCAAACAAGUCUUGCUGGUGAUUUCUUCUCUGUGAAGAAGCGCAAGGCUUUGUCAAUCCAGCUGCCUCUCGAGGUGUUCCUGCCAUUCUUUUUUGUAUGUGCCAGUCAAUGGUCCUAUUUCUAUGCUGAUGACUUGCCCAGUGUCCGCCAACGCACCACUAAUGCCAUUUUGGUGUGUUAAACACUGCCUGUACCCCUACAAAACACACCCUUUUUGUCUGUACCAUGAAGCCAGGUCUGUUUACAACAUGAGGUCUCCCAAUAGGUUUGGCUGCUGCACACUGAAACCAAAUACAUUCCCAACGAGAGAACCACUGGAGUGAGCUGUGUCGUCUGGCCGAACCACGCUUGUCUCGGUUGGAAACGCUCUGACUCAAUCACCGCGUCAACUCCAAACAAACAAAAAGAGAAGACGUGGAUGUACAGCGCAGGCAACAAUGUAAAUGGCACAAUUGCUGGAAAAGAAUGACUUUUGAGAGAAAAUAUAAAUAUUGUACCAUAUGAUUUUAUUUUAUUGGCAUGCUUUGUUGUGUUUUUGUAAAUACAGAAUUUUAAAACUGUUCCUACUAAUCACACGAAAAAAGAAUCAUAACAAUAAUAUAGAAUGGCUUCCAUCUAUGCCCUUUGUCACAUUUGUUACUUUUUGGAUUUUUUGAGACAAAUUUCACUAUGAAUUGAAUUACGUAUAAUAUGAAAAGAUCUAUCCAUGUCUACAUAUAUGUCUAUAUGUAUAUACAUCAAACAUAAGAACACUGUCACAUUUUAGUUUACGUGCAACACUGUUCACUGUUGGUGAAGGGAGGGGGGGCGUGUUUGUUUGAACUGUAGCCUGAUCAUGAUGACAACAAUAAUGUUACCAGCACAUCACUUCAUUCACUCAAUACAAAUGCACGCACACACACAGCGCACACUGCCACUUAGCUCUUCCUGAAAGACAUCAGCUGGGGUGACUCAUACACCCCAGGAAAAGUAUUACCCCUCCUUUUACUCCUACUACCACCACACUCAGUGCCAUGACAGCUUGUCCUCACCUUUUGUUUUCAGUAGUGUUCCACUCAAUGGCAUGUGCCUUUUUUCUGCUUUUUCUGCAAAUUUGGAUGUCUGUCACACCCCAAAACAUGGGAAAAUAAUACAAAAUGUGGAAGGUGAAGCUGGGAGGGGAUUGGGGGGGUGGGGGGGCACACAACAUGCAUCAUGGAUGCGCAAUCAUAAAAUUGGUAUUUAGACCUUUCACUUCAACUCGAUAUUUAAGCGUCCGUCUCAGUAAAAAGAAAAAAAAAAAAAAAGAAAAAUCAACAAUGUCCUGUUCUUCUAGUUCUGUGUGUGUGUGCAUAUGUGUGUAUGUGUCACUCACUUGCUUGUGAAAAAGCAGCUUGCCUUUGAUACGUUUAAGUUCCUCCACGUUUGUUUCCCUCUAAAAUUUAUUUUUUUUAAUGACAUGUAAUUAUAGGACUCAUUUCCUUUUUUAAAGCAUGGUUUUUUUAGUAUCAACAUUCUUUUGGUUUUGAAAAAUUUAAAAACUAUUUUUGUUUUUAUUUCACACCAUGUUUUAAAAAAGGUGUGGGGGGUAUACAGUACAAUAUGCUGUUGUGUUGCACAACCACUUGGACUCUUGGCAAGAAUAUAUUAAAGAUUGUCUUCAUUUGAGCACGAACAUUUUUAUUACCAAUAAAGCAGCCUUCCAGUUCAAA
This is a messenger RNA of Corythoichthys intestinalis (scribbled pipefish), 9547 nucleotides long. RefSeq names its product sodium channel, voltage gated, type VIII, alpha subunit a (gene scn8aa). Gene Ontology annotation, biological process: sodium ion transmembrane transport; membrane depolarization during action potential; neuronal action potential. The record is from RefSeq and is a predicted model, not a curated record. NCBI's taxonomy places the organism in Eukaryota, Metazoa, Chordata, Actinopteri, Syngnathiformes, Syngnathidae. The coding region runs from base 388 to 6291 and encodes 1967 amino acids. The transcript is spliced from 27 exons. Gene Ontology annotation, molecular function: voltage-gated sodium channel activity. Gene Ontology annotation, cellular component: axon; plasma membrane; voltage-gated sodium channel complex.